Molecule: messenger RNA, 1215 nt
Organism: Alnus glutinosa
Lineage: Eukaryota; Viridiplantae; Streptophyta; Magnoliopsida; Fagales; Betulaceae
Product: nifU-like protein 4, mitochondrial
Exons: 7
Coding region: 231-1058 (275 amino acids)
Biological process (GO): iron-sulfur cluster assembly
Cellular component (GO): mitochondrion
Molecular function (GO): iron ion binding; iron-sulfur cluster binding
Source: RefSeq, a predicted model, not a curated record
GCAAGAUAAAUACGGUUAACAAUCUCUGCGCAAGCCACAAGCCAUCUAAACAAAAUCCAUCUCAUCCUACAUUUCUACUCCGAAAAGGCAAAAUCAUCCAACCCAGAGAAUAGGCGGUUUUGGAAUGUAGCCACGGUGCGAACACGAAGGCUUCUGCUCAACUGAAGUUGCGAGAAAACUCGAAGCUCUGACAGAGAGAGGCGAAUUGCGAUUGCAGAAGAGAAGCAGCGAUGACGGGAUUUGGAAGAUUGAUAGGGCGAGCCCUUUGGUAUUCAUCUCAACAACAAAGACUUCUAAGGCCUUGCGUUGAACAAAGCUUACGCCUCCUACAUGCUUCUUCUUCUUCUUCCUCAGCCGUGACGGCGUCGUAUCGGGACUGCCAAAUCGCUUCAUUUUCCUCAAAUCUUGCAUCUCUGAGAUUUUCCCCAUUCGGAGGGCAGAGGAGGACCAUGUUUAUACAAACGCAGUCCACGCCCAACCCUUCCUCUCUGAUGUUCCAUCCGGGGAAGCCGGUUAUGGAAGUUGGGAGCGCUGACUUUCCGAAUGCGCGUGCGGCCAUGAAUUCUCCGCUGGCAAAAGCGCUUUUCGGAAUCGAUGGUAUUACUCGAGUUUUCUUUGGAUCAGAUUUCGUUACGGUGACAAAGUCAGACGAUGCUUCUUGGGAUUUUUUGAAGCCUGAAAUCUUUGCAGCUAUCAUGGAUUUCUAUUCUUCUGGUGAGCCACUGUUUCUGGAUUCCAAAACUGCGGCAGCCAUGGACACUGCUAUCGGUGAGGAUGACUCUGAAACUGUAGCAAUGAUCAAAGAACUGUUGGAAACCCGUAUAAGACCAGCAGUGCAAGAUGAUGGUGGGGAUAUUGAGUAUCGUGGAUUUGAUCCAGAAAGUGGAAUAGUGAAACUGAGAAUGCAAGGAGCGUGUAGUGGCUGCCCUAGCUCAGCUGUCACACUAAAAUCUGGCAUUGAAAACAUGCUGAUGCAUUAUGUUCCAGAGGUCAAAAGUGUGGAGCAAGAACUAGAUGCUGAGGAAGAGGAAGCAACAUUAACCGGCCAGAUGGAGUAGGUGAUUAUAUUGGUUAGAUCUUGGAAGCCACACAUUGUAAAUAGUGAGCUCAAAGAGAACUUCAGGGACAUGUUCUUGUACGGAUCAAAUAGAACUGCAUUUGUUUAACUUAAUUUUCCUGGUAGAUAGAAUAUGAAAUGGGACAAAAUUAUGACUA